Messenger RNA from Porites evermanni, 498 nucleotides. The record is from the annotation of a GenBank genome assembly. Lineage: Eukaryota; Metazoa; Cnidaria; Anthozoa; Scleractinia; Poritidae.
GGAUUUUUAACCAUCAAAAGAACUGGUGGUCUCAAACAUUGCCAAAGAUUUGGGUCUCUUGUGAAAUUUGGUUGGAGAGCAUAUGGAGCUGAUCAUGAAAAGGAACAUGCUCUGUGUCUGUCUGUCGAUGAGCCCAUCAAAAUGCAGGGUGUCCGAAUCUUUAGCUGUAACAGUGAACAACAUGUACUUACUUUGAUGGUCAAAGAUGUGUCAACAAACACAUUGCUUGCCAAGAAAACAGGAACCUUUUAUUCCCAACUGUUUCAGUACAAAAGUGUGGGGUUCUAUGGCAUCAACGUCUUGUUUGGUGAAGUCUUGUUUGGUGAACCAGUAACUCUAGAGAAGGAUACUAAUUACCUGGUCACCAGUUCCUUGUCUGGUUCAUGUUCAUGGCGUGGGGAGAAUGCUUUGGAGUAUGUCCAUUGUUCUGGAAUAACAUUUAGAUUCAACAAAGUGACAAAUGAGCAAUUCCCUGAAAUUCUUUUUACCCUAGAGUAA